AGGAGUUCAAGACCAGCCUGGCCAACAUGGUGAAACCUCAUCUCUACUAAAAAAUAAAAAAAAAUGAGCCGGGCGUGGUGGUGGGUGCCUGUAAUCCCAGCUACUCGGGAGGCUGAGGUGGGAGAAUUGCUUGAACACAGGAGGCGGAGGUUGCAGUGAGCCGAGAUCGUGCCACUGCCCUCCAGCCUUGGCGACAGAGUGAGACUCUGUCUCAAAAAAAAAGAAAAAGAAAAAAAAAAAAAGAACAAGGCUGGGACAUUGCAGCGUUCUCAAAGAGAAAUAAAGUAGCCAUGGAGAUAAGAAGCAGGAUGAUUUGGGCAUGUUUAUCAGAGGUAGAGACAAGGGAGAAAUCAAAGAUAAGUUUGGGUUUUUGUCUCCAGUAACUGGGAGCCUAGUGGCCAUUUUUGCUGCAAACAGGAAGCUGGGCAAGUGUAGCAGUGAGGCGGAAGAAAAGGGAAUUAAAUUUUGGCCAUGUUCACUUGAAACGUCUUUUAGACAUCCUAGUGAAGGUACUGGCACGGAGGAUCUAGUCUGAGGGUUUAGGUCAGUGUUUCAGCCGUGGAUCUGGGGCAGAUGAGUGUAGACAGACCAGGCCAGCGAUCAGGACUGAGCCCAGACUUCAUCGUGAGAUAUGGAAGUUGAGUCAGAAUCUGCAAAGGAGCUGAGCAGGAGCUGCAGGGGGUAGGAGGAAAACUGGGAGAGUGUAGCCCCUGGGAGUCAAAGGGAGCAAGCUUCAAAUGAUGCUGAGGGGGUGAGAAUGGAGAAUGGAACACUGGAUUCCAUUUAGUAGUACACAGAUCGCUGAGGACCCUGUCCCGGGCAGUUUCCUGGAGGAAGAGGCAAGCCUGGCUGGAGUGGGUAGAGGGGAGAGUGAAGGCGAAGGAUUAGAGUGUAUAGAGACCAGUGUCUUGGUCUGAGGGGAGUAGAGACAGGUGACAACCACAGGGCAGACGUAGGUUAAAGGUGUUUAGUUUUUCCUUCAAGUAAAUGGGCAGAUGUAUUCCAUAUACGUUCCCAAUGAAGGGCCGGGUGCGGUGGCUCACGCCUGUAGUCCCAGCACUUUGGGAGGCCGAGGCGGGUGGAUCACCUGAGAUCAGGAGUUUGAGACCAGCCUGGCUAACAUGGUGAAACCCCGUCUCUACUAAAAAUACAAAAAUUAGCUGGGCGUGGUGGCGGGCGCCUGUAAUCCUAGGUACUCAGGAGGCUGAGGCAGAAGAAUCGCUUGAACCCAGGAGGCGGAGGUUGCGGUGAGCCGAAAUCGCGCCAUUGCACUCCAGCCUGGGUGACAAAAGCAAGACGCAAUUUUUUGUUGUUGUUUUUUUAAUUGCCAAUGAGGAAAGGGGAAGUUCCGCGCUAGGCGAUAAAGAUCCAACUGUUGAGCAGGCCUCUGCCUGUGGCCUUCCGGCCGGUUUCCAGACGCCCAGGGUGGCCAACAUUAGAGUCCGCGUAGCAGUGUGAGGUAACCCACUGAGAUAGGUCGGGCCUGCGGAGCCUGGCGAGCAGCGGCCCUCUCCCUGGGGCUUCCCUUCAAUCUCCGGGACAUUUCCCCGACCUGGGGCUCCUCCGCCUCACGGCCAGGCCUCUCUGCAGAUUGCAAGUUCACCUGCCACUACCGCUGCCGCGCGCUCGUCUGCCUGGACUGUUGCGGGCCCCGGGACCUGGGCUGGGAACCCGCGGUGGAGCGGGACACGAACGUGGUGAGCGCGGGGCCGAGGGCGUAUGGGAAGGGCGAGGAUGGGCAGGCCACAGUGCAGGCAUUCUCGAGGGCUGCCUGGGUGCCGCGCGCAAGGAGCGUUCUAAUUGCCGAUUUCCCGGCGGCAGAGAGAGGCUAAUUCUGCGCGGGGACUGGGAGGGGAGCCUGGAUUGCCGGCUCCGCAAGGACUCCACCCGCUGCAAGCGGACCCGGGCCCAGGCUGACCCAGGCUCCGCGCACGCGCACUUCCCGCACCUUCCCGCCCUCGCCUCCGGCCAGAGGCCACUCUUGUGCGCUUGCCCGGACGCUGGCACCCGCCCCCGUUCCCUGUGGUAGGUGGGGUCUGUGAGUGGAGCUGCCGGAGCGAUGAGGUCAUUCCUGGGGGCGAAGCGUGCGUGUCCCCGCCCCGGCGUUCCUGCCCCAAUGAGACAAGAGCUAGAUCCCGGCGAUCUACGUUUCAGUCUUAACGGUUGCGGCGCGGCUCUGGCCCGGGCGCACGCGCACACUGACACGCGUACACGCACGCACGCGACCGGGGCGGUGGUUGGCGGCUACGGACGCGCGGGACUGGGGGACGGGCGGGUACGGCUAUGGGCGAGGCGGAGGCGCCUUCUUUCGAAAUGACCUGGAGCAGCACGACGAGCAGUGGCUACUGCAGCCAAGAGGACUCGGACUCGGAGCUCGAGCAGUACUUCACCGCGCGAACCUCGCUAGCGCGCAGGCCGCGCCGGGACCAGGACGAGCCUGUGGAGUGGGAGACACCUGACCUUUCUCAAGCUGAGAUUGAGCAGAAGAUCAAGGAGUACAAUGCCCAGAUCAACAGCAACCUCUUCAUGAGCUUGAACAAGGAUGGUUCUUACACAGGCUUCAUCAAGGUUCAGCUGAAGCUGGUGCGCCCUGUCUCUGUGCCCUCCAGCAAGAAGCCACCCUCCUUGCAGGAUGCCCGGCGGGGCCCAGGACGGGGCACAAGUGUCAGGCGCCGCACUUCCUUUUACCUGCCCAAGGAUGCUGUCAAGCACCUGCAUGUGCUGUCACGCACAAGGGCACGUGAAGUCAUUGAGGCCCUGCUGCGAAAGUUCUUGGUGGUGGAUGACCCCCGCAAGUUUGCACUCUUUGAGCGCGCUGAGCGUCACGGCCAAGUGUACUUGCGGAAGCUGUUGGAUGAUGAGCAGCCCCUGCGGCUGCGGCUCCUGGCAGGGCCCAGUGACAAGGCCCUGAGCUUCGUCCUGAAGGAAAAUGACUCUGGGGAGGUGAACUGGGACGCCUUCAGCAUGCCUGAACUACAUAACUUCCUGCGUAUCCUGCAGCGGGAGGAGGAGGAGCACCUCCGCCAGAUCCUGCAGAAGUACUCCUAUUGCCGCCAGAAGAUCCAAGAGGCCCUGCACGCCUGCCCCCUUGGGUGACCUCUUGUACCCCCAGGUGGAAGGCAGAGAGCAGGCAGCGCCAAGUGCGUGCCGUGUGAGUGUGACAGGGCCAGUGGGGCCUGUGGAAUGAGUGUGCAUGGAGGCCCUCCUGUGCUGGGGGAAUGAGCCCAGAGAACAGCAAAGGAGCUUGCUCCCUGUGUCCACCUGUGGGUGUAGCCAGGUAUGGCUCUGCACCCCUCUGCCCUCAUUACUGGGCCUUAGUGGGCCAGGGCUGCCCUGAGAAGCUGCUCCAGGCCUGCAGCAGGAGUGGAGCAGACAGAAGUCUCCUCAAUUUUUGUCUCAGAAGUGAAAAUCUUGGAGAUCCUGCAAACAGAACAGGGUCAUGUUUGCAGGGGUGACGGCCCUCAUCUAUGAGGAAAGGUUUUGGAUCUUGAAUGUGGUCUCAGGAUAUCCUUAUCAGAGCUAAGGGUGGGUGCUCAGAAUAAGGCAGGCAUUGAGGAAGAGUCUUGGUUUCUCUCUACAGUGCCAACUCCUCACACACACCCUGAGGUCAGGGAGUGCUGGCUCACAGUAUAGCAUGUGCCUUAAUGCCUCAUAUGAGGAGGAUGUCCCUGGGCCAGGGUCUGUGUGAAUGUGGGCACUGGCCCAGGUUCAUACCUUAUUUGCUAAUCAAAGCCAGGGUCUCUCCCUCAGGUAUUUUUCAUGAAGUGCGUGAAUGUAUGUAAUGUGUGGUGGCCUCAGCUGAAUGCCUCCUGUGGGGAAAGGGGUUGGGGUGACAGUCAUCAUCAGGGCCUGGAGCCUGAGAGAAUUGGCUGAAUAAAGAUUUAAAGAUC
Messenger RNA from Pan troglodytes (chimpanzee), 3890 nucleotides. It is a transcript of the gene RASSF1, whose product is annotated as Ras association domain family member 1. The coding region runs from base 2284 to 3096 and encodes 270 amino acids. The record is from RefSeq and is a predicted model, not a curated record. Gene Ontology annotation, biological process: Ras protein signal transduction. The transcript has 5 exons. Gene Ontology annotation, cellular component: microtubule cytoskeleton; nucleus. Lineage: Eukaryota; Metazoa; Chordata; Mammalia; Primates; Hominidae.